AUGAGAGACCCCCGCAGCCUGUACACAGCACUCUCAGCUGGAUCCCAGCUUCAAAGUAAUGAGUCUCCAAGUCUCACAAGCCUGAGCUGCUUACACCAGGAGCAGGUCACAGCCAGCCCUGUCUAUGAUAUGUCCCUUGGUCUCCAGCCCUGGGGACCCCUCUCCAUGCACAGAGAGGGGAGCGGCUGGAGCCCCCGGGAGGGCACCAUGCCAGGGUCUUCCCCAGAACGUGAGAGCUUCCCUCAGGAAAACAAGACUGAAACCAUGAAGGAUAAAAAGACCAAGAAAAAGAAUUACCACCGCUACGCCAAGCCCCCAUACUCCUACUUGGCCAUGAUCGCAUUGGUCAUCCAGAACUCCCCUGAGAAGAAGCUCAAACUGUCCCAGAUCCUAAGGGACAUAAGCAUAUUGUUCCCCUUCUUUAACGGAGAUUACAUAGGAUGGAAAGACUCUGUGCGGCACAACCUGUCCUCCAACGACUGCUUCAAGAAGGUUUUGAAAGAUCCAGGCAAACCCCAAGCAAAGGGUAACUAUUGGACGGUGGAUGUAACCCGGAUUCCUCUGGAAGCAAUGAAACUGCAGAACACGGCAAUAACACGAGGUGGAAUGGAUUAUUUUGUGCAGGAUCUGUCCCCUUUUAUUCUGAAGGGGUUUAAGUACAGAUAUCAUGAAGCUUUGUACAAUCCGAUGUCCGUAACCAAUGGUUUUCCUGUGAAUUCUGUGUCCCUGGGAGAAGAGUCGAACCAUCCAAACACUGUAGCCAAACUCAACACGUCCUUUAUGAUAGAUUCUUUACUUAAUGAUUUUCAGGAUGUGGAUUUGCCAGAUGUCCCUAAGUUGCUGGAAAAUCAAAGGAUAUUACAUCCCCAGAAUGUAAAUAAUCACAUCUGGAGUCCACCUCCUCUGAGCUAUCCUCCUUCCAAACUAACAUCCCAGAGGAGCACAAGUAGCCCUAUCUAUCCAGUUGGACACCCUUAUUCCUCUUCUAGUUCUAGCCUAUCCACUCUCUCUUCUCUUAGCUCAGAUGAGGAGCAUGAAAGGUACCGGCUAGUUCACAAGCACCCUGCAGAGGGCUCUAAAAUAGCCAAUAAAAGACUGAGAGAAGAUGAUGAAAAUGAGAACAAUAGUUUAGACUCAGAUAGACCUUCUAAUGAGCCCUCCAAAAAGAAAUCCGUGCUGUCUUGGGACCUACCCACCUCCUACACCAAGAGUGUCGCACCAAAUGUGGUGGCACCACCCAGUGCCCUCCCCUUCUUCCCUUUUCCUCACUUGAACUACUACAACUAUUACAAUCCUGGCACUUACAUGAACCCUACGUACUGGGGAAUCCUGCCAAGAUCUCACAAUUCUGGUGUGAGCAGAACAUACCCAUCACAACCUCCACUGGAUCUUGACAGCAUGUUAAAGGCUGUGCCACCAAACAAGAGUGUGUUUGAUGUCUUGACAAGUCAUCCUGGUGAUGUUGUGCACCCAGCAUUUUUUAGCCAGCAUUUGACAAACAAUUGUACCUCAUUUUCAGGACAAAGCUUUUUAUGA
Molecule: messenger RNA, 1536 nt
Organism: Bombina bombina (fire-bellied toad)
Lineage: Eukaryota; Metazoa; Chordata; Amphibia; Anura; Bombinatoridae
Product: forkhead box protein H1-like
Exons: 3
Coding region: 1-1536 (511 amino acids)
Biological process (GO): regulation of DNA-templated transcription
Molecular function (GO): sequence-specific DNA binding; DNA-binding transcription factor activity
Source: RefSeq, a predicted model, not a curated record